GUGAGCUCCACAAACGUCCUGCAGUUUCCUAUCAUGCUGCCAGGGUCCCUGUGGGCUCCUCUGUGAAUAAAACCUCUGCCAGUGCAGCAGCAAAUACAUCUGACAGUUCAGGUCACAGUGAGCCAAGCAUCUCCCUCGAUGUCGUAACAAAGAGCUACAGGCUACAAGAUGUCCGCAUCAUGGCUCAACUGCAGGAAGCCAGUUUGAGGCAGGACUUUGUCUCGAUGCCUUCCACUGCUUCACAGAGGAGAAACCCUGAGGCUCCAUUGAUGCUUCCACCCUCGUUUAACACCACUGGUGAAAACACUGCUUACUCAACUCCAGGAAAUAAAUCCGAAACUUCUUCCAUAUCAGCAGUUAAGGAGUGCUGCCACAGUCCCAGACCAUCCAGACUUCAUCAACAAGUCACCCAAUUCAAGCUGCUUAAACGCGCCCAGAACCAAGCAGCAGCAGCAUCACCAGGCAGGACGAGGUCGCCCCUGCGUACCAGCCUCCGCUCCCUCCAGGCUGUUAGGAACAGCCGAAGUUUAGACAUCGACGACUGCCAACCUGCUGACCAAACCGCUUACCUUCCAUCAGAUCUGUCAUCUGCCAAGGGGGAGGGCUUAAGUUGCUGGUUGCCAUCAUUUUCCCCAGCUUCAUUGAACUCUGGCAGCUUGUUGCAGUCGAUGAAAAGCUCAUCAGUCCGGACAGCGGCCGUGAAGAAGAUGAACAGGUCUCACUCGCUCAGCCCCUGCCGGAUUCCUCAGUCUGCUAAAGGAUGCUUGUCUGUCCACAGACGUGUUUUUACCUCACCUGAGAGGCUAACCACUGUAGCUUGGGGCAGAAAUUUGCCUGUUCAGAGAUAAAAGAUUUACCCUGUGGGUUUACCUGGGAUAAAAUAAUAAUUAUGUGAUGCAAUGUAAUUAUUUACUUCUGUGGCUGAUAAGCCUCUGCAAUCUCAUGAAUACAUUUAGAUUGUGAAAGAAUUUGGGCCUAUAUUAGAAUCCUUUGUGGUAUGCUGCUCCGGGCAAACAUAUGCUUUUUCAGUUACAUGUGCAAAGAUCUAGUUCAUCUUUCUCAGUAAGAGAUUCUUGGUAAAUGGCAGGCAGACACAACCACAGUGCUCUAAAUCAUGUGGUUUUUAAGUUUUGUGUUAAAGUCACAGGAAUGUAGAAAAGUAAGGAGCACUGAUAUCCUAUAAAUUCACCCAUAUGAGACAUCUUAGAAAUACUGACAGUAGAGCCAGUAGGUUGUAUUAUCAGUGGCUUUGCAAGCAUGCUACAGCUCAUGUACACAAACUACCAUGCAUAGAUUACAAGUAUGAAUAUAGACAUCAGUGUGGUCGAUGAGCUGAAUGAGCAGCUCUCUGCAGAGCUGUUGCAACAGGAAGUGUGCCGUCUGUCAUCGUCAAGUACGAAACACUAAACGGGUAUCCUUUACGUAGUAGUUGGAGUUGUUAAACAAUCUGACAUCACAAACAAAGCGUUUCCAGGAAACAGAGAUGUGGGUUGGUGCAGCUUCACUACUUCAGAGGCCACCUUUGUUUGCUAAUGUUUUUGUAUCGCUGAGCAUGAUUUAUUUUAACCCAAUUGACAUAUUUCUCCUAGAUUUUUCAGAGUAACCCGAAUCCUUACCCAAACACUAGCUUGUGCACUUGCCAUGGAGUUAUCUUUGAGUUUGUAGGGGAUGGUGUAUUUCUCCAUUUUAUGUUCCUAUAUGUCAGCUCGGGCCCAGUGGACUUUACAUUGACCUUUCUUUUUAUUAAUGAUGUCUCAUUUUCAAUUAAAAUAGGAGACAAAAGCCACUGUGCAGAUGCUUAUCAUGGUAAUAGUAAAUAAAUGAGUGCGUUAUAGUAGCUGAGAUAAUGAAACCUGACAUUCAGUGUGUGCUGGAGUACCCUCUGCUGUUCACUGUGUUUAUGACCUUGUUCG
Molecule: messenger RNA, 1913 nt
Organism: Maylandia zebra (zebra mbuna)
Lineage: Eukaryota; Metazoa; Chordata; Actinopteri; Cichliformes; Cichlidae
Product: SLAIN motif-containing protein-like
Biological process (GO): positive regulation of microtubule polymerization; microtubule nucleation; cytoplasmic microtubule organization
Cellular component (GO): microtubule plus-end
Source: RefSeq, a predicted model, not a curated record